Tribolium madens (black flour beetle) is the source of this 1682-nucleotide messenger RNA. Its product is annotated as QRFP-like peptide receptor. Lineage: Eukaryota; Metazoa; Arthropoda; Insecta; Coleoptera; Tenebrionidae. Gene Ontology annotation, biological process: G protein-coupled receptor signaling pathway. Gene Ontology annotation, molecular function: peptide binding; neuropeptide Y receptor activity. Gene Ontology annotation, cellular component: membrane. The record is from RefSeq and is a predicted model, not a curated record. The coding region runs from base 374 to 1531 and encodes 385 amino acids. The transcript has 7 exons.
GUUUUUAUAUUGACAAAACGUACCUAAAUAAUUUGAAGUGCGGGUAUUUUGAGGUUCCGCAUCUGUCAUAUAUAUCAGCGUCGCGACGCCUAUCCCACAGUAUACCUUAAGAUUUCCGCUCCUAUCGCACAGAACUCGAAAGUGUAGUGCCAAACGUGUGAUUUCACAAAUAAACGUUAAAAUUUAACAAUAUGCACUUAAACAAACUUAAAUGAAAUAAAUUUAUAAAAAUUUAUUUAAAAUCAGUCCCAAAAAAUCCCAAGUGGUUUGUGAUUGAAUGACGCGUAAUAAGGGCAAUAGUUUGAUUAAAUCCUUGAGGAGCGUGUAAACGAAUGAAACUCCAAUUAAGUUUAUUUCCCUUCGUGUUAUAACAAUGUGCGAUGAUAUUAUUGACAACGUAACAGAUAUAAACAAUACAAUAUUUGAUUGGAAUGAAUUGAUACCGGCAGUUGUUGUUUAUAGUGUAACUUUUGUAUUGGGUCUAGUUGGAAAUUGCCUAAUUAUUUUCACGACUUUCCAGUAUCGAGGGAUGCAAACUGUGACUAAUGUUUUCCUUUCCAGUCUAGCAUCGGCCGAUUUACUCCUUAUUAUCAUCUGCAUCCCUGUCAAGUUGGCCAAACUUUUCUCCUAUAUCUGGAUUAUGGGAUUUUUUGUAUGCAAAAUGAUCCAUUAUUUGCAAAACAUAUCUGCAAUUUGUUCCGUGAUGACCCUCACAGCGAUUAGUAUUGAACGCUACUACGCGAUUGUGUACCCCAUGAAAGCCAAGUACAUCUGUACAAUCAAUCAAGCAAAACGGAUAAUUGGAGUAAUUUGGAUGAUGUCUUUCAUUUUAGCAGUACCAACACUGUUUGCCCAGAGGCAUAUGCGAGUGUCUAACAAUAACGACCCUACCGAAUACUACAUAUGUGUAAAAGAUUGGGAUUCUACAGAAGUUUGGCGAUUUCACGAAAUUUAUAUGCUUGUUGUAAUACUGAUUGUGCCAUUUAUUAUUAUGACUUUUUCGUACACCACCAUUUGUUGCGAAGUUUGGAAAGUAAUGGAAAGAAGGUCGGUUAUGACCAGCAAACAUGUGCUUUCCCGAAAUCGCAGUACCACCAACAGUGAAGACAAGUAUCUUGAAAAUUUCAUAUUAACAGAAAACAAACAACCCCCGCCGCCCCCAGACCCCGCUCACGACGACAGCAACAUGGUAAAGCAAGUAAUUUACAUGCUUGUUGCUGUCGUAGUGUUAUUUGCAAUUUGUUGGACACCUCUUUUAAUUGACAAUCUGCUAACAGCAUUUGAGAUCCAUCCCAACAUACGAUGCGGAUUCCUCAAGUACAUGUCGAUAGCGUUUCACUUACUGGCAUACUUCAACAGUUGUAUCAAUCCAAUUAUUUAUGGCUUCAUGUCGAAAAGCUUCAGAGAAAAUUUCAAGCUUGUACUUUGCUCCUGUUGUUCACCCGACCUCAGAGGACAUAGAGGGAGUAAUUACAGUUUGAGAUAUGUUUCAAGGACAGGAUCACAAACAAGAACAACAUCGUAUAAAUAAACAAAUAGGAGAGAGAAACUAUACAAACUUAAUCAACAGUAUUCACUAACUUGACGUUUAUUUUUGCAUCUACAAAUAAGAAAACAUAAAAGCAUUAAUUAUUUAUCCACUGUUGCAUAUAAAAAAAUAUUAAAGUGUAUUAAGAAAGUGA